AUGUUGGUAAUAAAUCUGAAUUAUCCAAAGGAGUGGAAAGAAUUGACAAAGGAGGUUUAUGUGAGAUUGUAUAAUUGGAUGAGGAUGUCGGUGGAGGAGAGACAGGAUAUUAUGAGAUUCUAUUGGGCUGAAUAUGUGGAAGAGGAGGAAUCGAAGGACGAAGUGUCGAAAUCGCUUGAUAACAUACUCAAAGAGUUGAGAAGACAAUUCUCCAAAUGCAAUAAGCAGUAA
This is a messenger RNA of Caenorhabditis remanei, 231 nucleotides long. RefSeq lists its product as uncharacterized. Gene Ontology annotation, molecular function: DNA binding. The transcript has a single exon. Bases 1 to 231 code for a protein of 76 amino acids. The record is from RefSeq and is a predicted model, not a curated record. Lineage: Eukaryota; Metazoa; Nematoda; Chromadorea; Rhabditida; Rhabditidae.